CUUCACUUGCAUUUGUAGUCAGAAAAAUAAAAUAAGCGAAGUAGAUAACCUUGUAAUUAUUGCAUCCUAUUCGAUAUACACGCAGGUCACAGCACUUGGGAGCCAUCACAAAAUGACGGUAAGUAUUUGUACAGAUCACAGAGAUGAAAUUUAGUUCGCUGAUCCUCUUCGAAUCUAUUAUCACUAUUUUUCGUUUCCCUCUUAUAUAUUUCAAUACAGAUCACAGAGAUGAGAGUAAAUAUCGACUGCGCAGGUUGCGAAAUGAAAGUGAAAAAUGCCCUCCAAAAGCUGGAAGGCGUGGACGAGGUGGAGAUAGAUAUGGUGAUGCAGAAGGUGACGGUGACGGGAUGGGCCGACCAGAAAAAGGUGCUGAAGAGGGUCCGGCGGACGGGAAGAAGGGCGGAGCUGUGGCAACUUCCUUACAACCAAGGCCGCUACAGUUCCACGUCCAGCCAUUACUACGACCAGCACCAGGUGAGUGGUCCGUUGACGUAUCACGCGGCUACCCAGCCUUCAUCCUCUUACAACUACUACAAGCACGGUUCCGACGAUAACCACCACCACGGAUAUUAUCGCCACCCGGCCAUCCAUUCAACCGUCGACUUUGAUGGCCGCCACUCCGCCGCCGGCACAUUCUUCAGCGACGAUAACCCUCAUGCAUGUUCCCUCAUGUGACAAUUCCUUCACUACAUAUUAUUAAUUAAUAUAUAUAAAGUCCUGUCAAAUCCUCAGAACGGUUCUCCAAGAGAAGUGUUAUUCUGUGGUCGCUUUAAGUUGUUUUCGUUUGAUUAGGCUUCACAGGUCAUUGACUCUUACAAUUACUCGAUCCAUUCCUCUCAUGUGACUCUAAAUCUAUUUCACCGAUGCCAGACUCAGGUCAGUGGAUCAUCCACAGUCAAAUUUACUGAGUAACAAAAGAGUCACUCCAAUAGUAAUAACUCGAGGUUUCCAAUUAAUUGACUAUGCAAAACCAGAAGUUAUUACUUGGAUUACAAGAAAUACUAAAAAUAAAAGAAUACUAUAAACAAGAUUGAAAAGG
Linum trigynum is the source of this 1039-nucleotide messenger RNA. Lineage: Eukaryota; Viridiplantae; Streptophyta; Magnoliopsida; Malpighiales; Linaceae. The record is from the annotation of a GenBank genome assembly.